CAGCGACUGGACGCGACGGGCCGCCGCCGGCCCGCACCGCCCGGCCGCCGCGAUGUGCGACUGUUUCCACAUGGUGCUGCCCACCUGGCCCGGAGCCCCCGGCAGCGUGUCUGGCCGGCAGCUGCAGUCUGAGGACCCAGAUGCAGAAACGGAAGAGGACCCCUCUGUGACCGAAGGGCCGGUGGACGAGAUCGUCCGGCCGAGGCCACAGGGGUCCUCGCCGGUCUACGAAUGCACUGCUGAGGGUGCCGGCUUUGGACUCCCGGGGGAGGACACACGGAGAAGGCGGGCUUCCUCGGGCUCGGGGGGUCGGAGGUCCUGGUGGAAGCGAGAUUCGGGAGACGCUCGAACAUUUUCCAGGAUGAGUCGUCGGCAGUCCGUGCAGGAGGCGACAGAGGUGACGCUGAGGACAGAGGUGGAGGCCGGAGCCAGCGGCUACAGCGUCACAGGGGGCGGGGACCAAGGGAUUUUCGUCAAGCAGGUGCUGAAAGACUCCUCCGCUGCCAAGCUCUUCAGCCUAAGAGAAGGUGAUCAGCUGCUCAGUGCAACCAUAUUCUUUGACAACAUUAAAUAUGAAGACGCUCUCAAAAUUCUUCAGUACUCAGAGCCUUACAAGGUUCAAUUCCAAGUCAGACGGAAACGUCCUGCCGCAGGGGAUGAGGAAGGGGUCUCCAGUGGCGCUCAGCCCGGCCGCAAGGACAGUGAGACGCAGGACAAAGAUGUCGCCGAUGGGUGCACAGAGACCCCCACGAAGACUGUGGAAGGAAGUGGAGACAAGGAGAGACUGAUCUCCAAGCCCAGGGAGGGCAGGGGCAGGCCGUCCCAAAACGAGAGGCUCUCCUGGCCCAAAUUCCAGUCAAUAAAGACCAAGCCCAGGUCAGGGCCACGGAGGUCACACAGCUCUUCAGAGGCCCGUGAGCGAGGACACCCACCUGACAUGUCCCCCACGAGCACAGACACAGAGGCCCAGCUCCCAACAGAGGAGCAGGAGCAGAAGGCAGGACCGGAUGGCCAGCGGAGGAGAAGGUUCCUGAACCUGCGAUUCAGAGUGGGCUCAGGGAAGGGUCCAACACCGGGGGCGAGGCCGAGCACAGAGGUCCAGUCCGGGGUCGUAGAGGAGGCAGCAUCCUGGGAUGACAGCCAAGAGGGCGCCAAGGCCGGCACAGACAGGACGGUGGAGGGACCAGAGGGGACAUCAGCUCUCACUGCCCAGCAACCCGUGGAGCAGGGCCGCCCCAGCGAGGGAGCCUUGGGGGACGGGGCCAGCGUGGCACCCAGGCGCCGAAGAAAGACAAAGGAAGCGAAGGACCAGGUCGACUCUGUGUCAGAUGGGAAACCCGGGAUGGACUCAGGCCCAAAGCCAGGUGGAGAUGGCCACAGAGAAGCGGUCCAGGGCACAGAAACUGGGAUUGCCACAUCGGCUCUGCAAGGCAAAGUGGACACACAGGGCCGCCAACUGGAGUUCCAAAUCCAAAUACCACAUGUCAAAACGCCCAACUUUGAAUUCUGCAAAGAAACAAUGCCAGACGGAGAAGCAGACACAGCAGCACGACGGCAGGGACCCAGACACGGAGGUCCUACAGCAGAGGCCACGGGCAUCAAAGAGCAGCCGGACCACGGACCGGGGCCACAGUUGGCCGGAAAGCCUGCAGGGCCCCUGACAGAACGGGAGGAAGGAGGAGCAGAGGGAGCUGAGGCAGGGCACGGAGAGGCACACGCCGAAGACGGGGACACACACGCACAGGGCAGACAGGAGAGGAAAACUAGGUUCAAAUUCAAAACACCCUCAUUCGGGUGGUCUCCAGGAAAGGACAUAAAAUCAGGCCAGGAACAAGACAGAGAAAUGGAGAGCACGCUCACCAUUCUGACCGCACAGACAGGUGCCAGAGUCAAACAGUCAGAACGCGACAAAACAAAAUUAGACACACCUGAGCGAGACUCAGGAGCCACAGAGGGAGAAACAGAGGGUGUUCGGACAACUCGAGCCGAUUUUACUCUGGGAGACAGGGAGGUGGCCGCCAGAGACAGCAAGUUCAAAAUGCCCAAGUUCAAGAUGCCAUCUUUCGGUGCCUCAGCGCCAAGCAAGUCCUUGGAGGCCACGGUGGACGUGUCCCUGCCCAAGAUCCAGGCGGAAGUGUCCCUGCCCUCCAUGGAAGCUGAGGUCAAGUCCAGUGAUGUCACUGUUGAGCUGCCAUCUGCCGACCUAGAACUCAAGACAUCCACGGUGGGGGAGAAGGUUCCAGAAGGCCCAAUACCUGAAGGGGAGCUCCAGGAACCCUCAGCAGGAGCCGGGGUCAAAGGGCACCUGCCCAAGGUGCACAUGCCCAGCAUGAAGAUGCCCAAAGUGGACUUUAAGGCGCCCCAGGUGGACAUCAAGGGGCCCAAGGUGGACCUGAAGGGCCCCAAAGGGGAGGUGAGGGCUCCCGACGUGGAUGUGACCCUGCCCAGUGUGGAGAGUGACCUUCAGGCAACAGAUGCCAAGCUGGAGGGCGACGUUACCCUGGGAGACAAGGAGGUGACCGGCAGAGACAGCAAGUUCAAAAUGCCCAAGUUCAAGAUGCCAUCCUUUGGCACCUCAGCCCCAAGCAAAGAUUUGGGAACAUCCGUGGACGUGGACGUGGACGUGCCCGUGUCCAAGGUUGGCACAGAGGCCAAACUGCCCUACCUGAGAGGGGAGAUCCGAGCCCCAGAGGGCGCCAUGCAGCUGCCUACUGCUGAUAUCGACCCUCGUGGGGCAGAAGUGAAUAUGUCCCUCCCCGAAGGACACGUGUCUGUGUCUGGGCUGAAGAGUAAAGCAGAAGGGUCUAGGAUCAAGGGACAGCUGCCCAAGGUACAGAUGCCCAGCAUGAAGAUGCCCAUGGUCGACAUCAAAGCGCCCCAGGUGGACAUCAAGGGGCCCAAAGGGGAGGUAAGCAGGCCCGAAGUGGAUGUGACCCUGCCCAGCACAGACAUGGACGUCCAGGCACCCACCGCCAAGUUGGACGGUGACAUUACACUGGGAGACAAGGAGGUGACCACUAGAGACAGCAAGUUCAAAAUGCCCAAGUUUAAGAUGCCAUCUUUCGGUGCCCCGGAGCCAAGCAAGUCCUUGGAGGCCACGGUGGACGUGUCCCUGCCCAAGAUCCAGGCGGAAGUGUCCCUGCCCUCCAUGGAAGCUGAGGUCAAGACCAGUGAUGUGACCGUUGAGCUGCCAUCUGCCGACCUAGAGGUUAAGACUGCCAUGGUGGGCAUGAAGCUUCCAGAAGGCCAAAUACCUGAAGGGGAGCCCCAGGAACCCUCGGCAGGAGCCGGAGUCAAAGGGCACCUGCCCAAGGUGCACAUGCCAGGCAUGAAGAUGCCCAAAGUGGACUUUAAGGCACCCCAGGUGGACAUCAAGGCACGCAAGUUGGACAUCAAAGGACCCAAGGUGGACCUGAAGGGCCCCAAAGGGGAGGUGAGCGCCCCUGACGUGGAUGUGACCCUGCCCAGUGUGCAGAUGGACGUCCAUGCACCCACCGCCAAGUUGGAGGGUGACCUUACCCUGGGAGACAAGGAGGCGACUGCUAGAGACGGCAAGUUCAAAUUGCCCAAGUUCAAGAUGCCAUCCUUCGGUGCCUCGGCCCCAAGCAAGUCCUUGGAGGCCGCGGUGGACGUUUCCGUGCCUAAGAUCCAGGCGGAAGUGUCCCUGUCUUCCAUGGAAGCUGAGGUCAAGACCAGUGAUGUGACCCUUGAGCAGCCAUCUGCUGACCUAGAACUCAAGACUUCCACGGUGGGUCAGAAGCUCCCUGAUGUUCAGGUGCCCAAGGGAGAGUUCCAGGAGCCCUCAGCAGGAGCCGGGUUCAAAGGGCACCUGCCCAAAGUGCACAUGCCCAGCAUCAAGAUGCCCAAAGUGGACAUCAAAGCCCCCCAGGUGGACAUCAAGGGGCCCAAGGUGGACCUGAAGGGCCCAAAAGUGGAGGUGAGCGUGCCCGACUUGGAUGUGACCCUGCCCAGUGCAGACGUGGACGUCCAGGCACCCACCGCCAAGUUGGAGGGUGACGUUACCCUGGGAGACAAGGAGGUGACCGCUAGAGACAGCAAGUUCAAAAUGCCCAAGUUCAAGAUGCCAUCCUUCGGUGCCUCGGCACCAAGCAAGUCCUUGGAGGCUGCGGUGGACAUUUCCAAGCCCAAGAUCCAGGCGGAAGUGUCCCUGCCCUCCAUGGAAGCUGAGAUCAAGUCCAGUGAUGUGACCGUUGAGCUGCCAUCUGCCGACCUAGAGGUCAAGACUGCCAUGGUGGGCAUGAAGCUUCCAGAAGGCCAAAUACCUGAAGGGGAGCUCCAGGAACCAGCGGCAGGAGCCGGAGUCAAAGGGCACCUGCCCAAGGUGCACAUACCCAGCAUGAAGAUGCCCAAAGUGGACUUUAAGGCACCCCAGGUGGACAUCAAGGGGCCCAAGUUCGACAUGAAGGCCCCCCAGGUGGACAUCAAGGGGCCCAAGGUAGACCUGAAGGGCCCAAAAGGGGAGGUGAGUGCACCCGAUGUGGAUGUGACCCUGCCCAGCACAGAGGUGGACGUCCAGGCACCCACCGCCAAGUUGGAGGGUGACGUUACCCUGGGAGACAAGGAGGUGACCGCUAGAGACAGCAAGUUCAAAAUGCCCAAGUUCAAGAUGCCGUCCUUCGGUUCCUCAGUGCCAAGCAAGUCCUUGGAGGCCGCGGUGGACGUUUCCGUGCCUAAGAUCCAGGCGGAAGUGUCCCUGUCUUCCAUGGAAGCUGAGGUCAAGACCAGUGAUGUGACCCUUGAGCAGCCAUCUGCUGACCUAGAACUCAAGACUUCCACGGUGGGUCAGAAGCUCCCUGAUGUUCAGGUGCCCGAGGGAGAGUUCCAGGAGCCCUCAGCAGGAGCCGGGUUCAAAGGGCACCUGCCCAAAGUGCACAUGCCCAGCAUCAAGAUGCCCAAAGUGGACAUCAAAGCCCCCCAGGUGGACAUCAAGGGGCCCAAGGUGGACCUGAAGAGCCCAAAAGUGGAGGUGAGCGUGACCGACUUGGAUGUGACCCUGCCCAGUGCAGAUGUGGACGUCCAGGCACCCACCGCCAAGUUGGAGGGUGACGUUACCCUGGGAGACAAGGAGGUGACCGCUAGAGACAGCAAGUUCAAAAUGCCCAAGUUCAAGAUGCCAUCCUUCAGUGCCUCGGCACCAAGCAAGUCCUUGGAGGCUGCGGUGGACAUUUCCAAGCCCAAGAUCCAGGCGGAAGUGUCCCUGCCCUCCAUGGAAGCUGAGAUCAAGUCCAGUGAUGUGACCGUUGAGCUGCCAUCUGCCGACCUAGAGGUUAAGACUGCCAUGGUGGGCAUGAAGCUUCCAGAAGGCCAAAUACCUGAAGGGGAGCUCCAGGAACCAGCGGCAGGAGCCGGAGUCAAAGGGCACCUGCCCAAGGUGCACAUACCCAGCAUGAAGAUGCCCAAAGUGGACUUUAAGGCACCCCAGGUGGACAUCAAGGGGCCCAAGUUCGACAUGAAGGCCCCCCAGGUGGACAUCAAGGGGCCCAAGGUAGACCUGAAGGGCCCAAAAGGGGAGGUGAGUGCGCCCGAUGUGGAUGUGACCCUGCCCAGCACAGAGGUGGACGUCCAGGCACCCACCGCCAAGUUGGAGGGUGACGUUACCCUGGGAGACAAGGAGGUGACCGCUAGAGACAGCAAGUUCAAAAUGCCCAAGUUCAAGAUGCCGUCCUUCAGUGCCACAGCGCCAAGCAAGUCCUUGGAGGCCGCGGUGGACAUUUCCAUGCCUAAGAUCCAGGCGGAAGUGUCCCUGCCCUCCAUGGAAGCUGAGGUCAAGACCAGUGAUGUGACCGUUGAGCUGCCAUCUGCCGACCUAGAGGUCAAGACUGCCAUGGUGGGCAUGAAGCUUCCAGAAGGCCAAAUACCUGAAGGGGAGACCCAGGAACCCACUGCAGGAGCCGGAGUCACAGGGCACCUGCCCAAGGUGCACAUACCCAGCAUGAAGAUGCCCAAAGUGGACUUUAAGGCACCCCAGGUGGACAUCAAGGGGCCCAAGUUCCACAUGAAGGCCCCCCAGGUGGACAUCAAGGGGCCCAAGGUAGACCUGAAGGGCCCAAAAGGGGAGGUGAGUGCACCCGAUGUGGAUGUGACCCUGCCCAGCACAGAGGUGGACGUCCAGGCACCCACCGCCAAGUUGGAGGGUGACGUUACCCUGGGAGACAAGGAGGUGACCGCUAGAGACAGCAAGUUCAAAAUGCCCAAGUUCAAGAUGCCGUCCUUCAGUGCCUCAGCGCCAAGCAAGUCCUUGGAGGCCGCGGUGGACAUUUCCAUGCCUAAGAUCCAGGCGGAAGUGUCCCUGCCCUCCAUGGAAGCUGAGGUCAAGACCAGUGAUGUGACCGUUGAGCUGCCAUCUGCCGACCUAGAGGUCAAGACUGCCAUGGUGGGCAUGAAGCUUCCAGAAGGCCAAAUACCUGAAGGGGAGACCCAGGAACCCACUGCAGGAGCCGGAGUCACAGGGCACCUGCCCAAGGUGCACAUACCCAGCAUGAAGAUGCCCAAAGUGGACUUUAAGGCACCCCAGGUGGACAUCAAGGGGCCCAAGUUCGACAUGAAGGCCCCCCAGGUGGACAUCAAGGGGCCCAAGGUAGACCUGAAGGGCCCAAAAGGGGAGGUGAGUGCACCCGAUGUGGAUGUGACCCUGCCCAGCACAGAGGUGGACGUCCAGGCACCCACCACCAAGUUGGAGGGUGACGUUACCCUGGGAGACAAGGAGGUGACCGCUAGAGACAGCAAGUUCAAAAUGCCCAAGUUCAAGAUGCCAUCCUUCGGUUCCUCAGUGCCAAGCAAGUCCUUGGAGGCCGCGGUGGACGUUUCCGUGCCUAAGAUCCAGGCGGAAGUGUCCCUGUCUUCCAUGGAAGCUGAGGUCAAGACCAGUGAUGUGACCCUUGAGCAGCCAUCUGCUGACCUAGAACUCAAGACUUCCACGGUGGGUCAGAAGCUCCCUGAUGUUCAGGUGCCCAAGGGAGAGUUCCAGGAGCCCUCAGCAGGAGCCGGGUUCAAAGGGCACCUGCCCAAAGUGCACAUGCCCAGCAUCAAGAUGCCCAAAGUGGACAUCAAAGCCCCCCAGGUGGACAUCAAGGGGCCCAAGGUGGACCUGAAGGGCCCAAAAGUGGAGGUGAGCGUGCCCGACUUGGAUGUGACCCUGCCCAGUGCAGACGUGGACGUCCAGGCACCCACCGCCAAGUUGGAGGGUGACGUUACCCUGGGAGACAAGGAGGUGACCGCUAGAGACAGCAAGUUCAAAAUGCCCAAGUUCAAGAUGCCGUCCUUCGGUGCCUCAGCGCCAAGCAAGUCCUUGGAGGCCGCGGUGGACGUGUCCCUGCCCAAGAUCCAGGCGGAAGUGUCCCUGCCCUCCAUGGAAGCUGAGGUCAAGUCCAGUGAUGUGACCGUUGAGCUGCCAUCUGCCGACCCAGAGGUCAAGACUGCCAUGGUGGGCAUGAAGCUUCCAGAAGGCCAAAUACCUGAAGGGGAGCUCCAGGAACCCUCGACAGGAGCCGGGUUCAAAGGGCACCUGCCCAAAGUGCACAUGCCCAGCAUUAAGAUGCCCAAAGUGGACAUCAAAGCCCCCCAGGUGGACAUCAAGGGGCCCAAGAUGGACAUCAAGGGACCCAAAGGGGAGGUGAGCGCCCCUGACGUGGAUGUGACCCUGCCCAGUGUGGACAUGGAUGUCCAGGCACCCACCGCCAAGUUGGAGGGUGACAUUACCCUGGGAGACAAGGAGGUGACUGCCAGAGACAGCAAGUUCAAAAUGCCCAAGUUCAAGAUUCCAUCCUUCGGUGCCUCGGCACCAAGCAAGUCCUUGGAGGCCGCGGUGGACGUGUCCCUGCCCAAGAUCCAGGCGGAAGUGUCCCUGCCCUCCAUGGAAGCUGAGGUCAAGUCCAGUGAUGUGACCGUUGAGCUGCCAUCUGCCGACCUAGAGGUCAAGACUGCCAUGGUGGGCAUGAAGCUUCCAGAAGGCCAAAUACCUGAAGGGGAGCUCCAGGAACCCUCAGCAGGAGCCGGGGUCAAAGGGCACCUGCCCAAGGUGCACAUGCCCAGCAUCAAGAUGCCCAAAGUGGACUUUAAGGCACCCCAAGUGGACAUCAAGGGGCCCAAGGUAGACCUGAAGGGCCCCAAAGGGGAGGUGAGCGCCCCUGAUGUGGAUGUGACCCUGCCUAGUGUGCAGAUGGACGUCCAUGCACCCACCGCCAAGUUGGAGGGUGAGGUUACCCUGGGAGACAAGGAGGUGACCGCUAGAGACAGCAAGUUCAAAAUGCCCAAGUUCAAGAUGCCGUCCUUCGGUGCCUCGGCACCAAGCAAGUCCUUGGAGGCCGCGGUGGACGUGUCCCUGCCCAAGAUUCAGGCGGAAGUGUCCCUGCCCUCCAUGGAAGCUAAGGUCAAGUCCAGUGAUGUGACCGUUGAGCUGCCAUCUGCCGACCUAGAGGUCAAGACUGCCAUGGUGGGCAUGAAGCUUCCAGAAGGCCAAAUACCUGAAGGGGAGCCCCAGGAACCCACUGCAGGAGCCGGAGUCACAGGGCACCUGCCCAAGGUGCACAUACCCAGCAUGAAGAUGCCCAAAGUGGACUUUAAGGCACCCCAAGUGGACAUCAAGGGGCCCAAGUUCGACAUGAAGGCCCCCCAGGUGGACAUCAAGGGGCCCAAGGUAGACCUGAAGGGCCCAAAAGGGGAGGUGAGUGCGCCCGAUGUGGAUGUGACCCUGCCCAGCGCAGAGGUGGACGUCCAGGCACCCACCGCCAAGUUGGAGGGUGAUGUUACCCUGGGAGACAAGGAGGUGACCGCUAGAGACAGCAAGUUUAAAAUGCCCAAGUUCAAGAUGCCAUCUUUCGGUUCCUCAGUGCCAAGCAAGUCCUUGGAGGCUGCGGUGGAUGUGUCCCUGCCCAAGAUCCAGGCGGAAGUGUCCCUGCCCUCCAUGGAAGCUGAGGUCAAGUCCAGUGAUGUGACCGUUGAGCUGCCAUCUGCCGACCUAGAGGUCAAGACUGCCAUGGUGGGCAUGAAGCUUCCAGAAGGCCAAAUACCUGAAGGGGAGCUCCAGGAACCCUCGGCAGGAGCCGGAGUCAAAGGGCACCUGCCCAAGGUUCAAAUGCCAGGCAUGAAGAUGCCCAAAGUGGACUUUAAGGCACCCCAGGUGGACAUCAAGGCACCCAAGUUGGACAUCAAAGGACCCAAGGUGGACCUGAAGGGCCCCAAAGGGGAGGUGAGCGCCCCUGACGUGGAUGUGACCCUGCCCAGUGUGCAGAUGGACGUCCAUGCACCCACCACCAAGUUGGAGGGUGACGUUACCCUGGGAGACAAGGAGGUGACCGCUAGAGACAGCAAGUUCAAAAUGCCCAAGUUCAAGAUGCCGUCCUUCGGUGCCUCAGCGCCAAGCAAGUCCUUGGAGGCCGCGGUGGACGUUUCCGUGCCUAAGAUCCAGGCGGAAGUGUCCCUGCCUUCCAUGGAAGCUGAGGUCAAGACCAGUGAUGUGACCCUUGAGCAGCCAUCUGCUGACCUAGAACUCAAGACUUCCAUGGUGGGUCAGAUGCUCCCUGAUGUUCAGGUGCCCGAGGGAGAGUUCCAGGAGCCCUCAGCAGGAGCUGGGUUCAAAGGGCACGUGCCCAAGGUGCACAUGCCCAGCAUCAAGAUGCCCAAAGUGGACAUCAAAGCCCCCCAGGUGGAGAUCAAGGGGCCCAAGGUGGACAUCAAGGGACCCAAAGGGGAGGUGAGCACCCCUGACAUGGAUGUGACCGUGCCCAGUGUGGACAUGGAUGUCCAGGCACCCACCGCCAAGUUGGAGGGUGACGUUACCCUGGGAGACAAGGAGGUGACCGCUAGAGACAGCAAGUUCAAAAUGCCCAAGUUCAAGAUGCCAUCCUUCAGUGCCUCGGCACCAAGCAAGUCCUUGGAGGCUGCGGUGGACAUUUCCAAGCCCAAGAUCCAGGCGGAAGUGUCCCUGCCCUCCAUGGAAGCUGAGGUCAAGUCCAGUGAUGUGACCGUUGAGCUGCCAUCUGCCGACCUAGAGGUCAAGACUGCCAUGGUGGGCAUAAAGCUUCCAGAAGGCCAAAUACCUGAAAGGGAGCUCCAGGAACCAGCGGCAGGAGCCGGAGUCAAAGGGCACCUGCCCAAGGUGCAAAUGCCAGGCAUGAAGAUGCCCAAAGUGGACUUGAAGGCGCCCCAGGUGGACAUCAAGGCAUCCAAGUUGGACAUCAAGGGACCCAAGGUGGACCUGAAGGGCCCCAAAGGGGAGGUGAGCGCCCCUGACGUGGAACUGACCCUACCCAGUGUGCAGAUGGACGUCCAUGCACCCACCGCCAAGUUGGAGGGUGACCUUACCCUGGGAGACAAGGAGGUGACCGCUAGAGACAGCAAGUUCAAAAUGCCCAAGUUCAAGAUGCCGUCCAUCGGUUCCUCAGCGCCAAGCAAGUCCUUGGAGGCCGCGGUGGACGUGUCCCUGCCCAAGAUCCAGGCGGAAGUGUCCCUGCCCUCCAUGGAAGCUGAGGUCAAGUCCAGUGAUGUGACCGUUGAGCUGCCAUCUGCCGACCCAGAGGUCAAGACUGCCAUGGUGGGCAUGAAGCUUCCAGAAGGCCAAAUACCUGAAGGGGAGCUCCAGGAACCCUCGACAGGAGCCGGGUUCAAAGGGCACCUGCCCAAAGUGCACAUGCCCAGCAUUAAGAUGCCCAAAGUGGACAUCAAAGCCCCCCAGGUGGACAUCAAGGGGCCCAAGAUGGACAUCAAGGGACCCAAAGGGGAGGUGAGCGCCCCUGACGUGGAUGUGACCCUGCCCAGUGUGGACAUGGAUGUCCAGGCACCCACCGCCAAGUUGGAGGGUGACAUUACCCUGGGAGACAAGGAGGUGACUGCCAGAGACAGCAAGUUCAAAAUGCCCAAGUUCAAGAUUCCAUCCUUCGGUGCCUCGGCACCAAGCAAGUCCUUGGAGGCCGCGGUGGACGUGUCCCUGCCCAAGAUCCAGGCGGAAGUGUCCCUGCCCUCCAUGGAAGCUGAGGUCAAGUCCAGUGAUGUGACCGUUGAGCUGCCAUCUGCCGACCUAGAGGUCAAGACUGCCAUGGUGGGCAUGAAGCUUCCAGAAGGCCAAAUACCUGAAGGGGAGCUCCAGGAACCCUCAGCAGGAGCCGGGGUCAAAGGGCACCUGCCCAAGGUGCACAUGCCCAGCAUCAAGAUGCCCAAAGUGGACUUUAAGGCACCCCAAGUGGACAUCAAGGGGCCCAAGGUAGACCUGAAGGGCCCAAAAGGGGAGGUGAGUGCGCCCGAUGUGGAUGUGACCCUGCCCAGCGCAGAGGUGGACGUCCAGGCACCCACCGCCAAGUUGGAGGGUGAGGUUACCCUGGGAGACAAGGAGGUGACCGCUAGAGACAGCAAGUUCAAAAUGCCCAAGUUCAAGAUGCCAUCUUUCGGUGCCUCGGCACCAAGCAAGUCCUUGGAGGCCGCGGUGGCCAUGUCCCUGCCCAAGAUCCAGGCGGAAGUGUCCCUGCCUUCCAUGGAAGCUGAGGUCAAGUCCAGUGAUGUGACCGUUGAGCUGCCAUCUGCCGACCUAGAGGUCAAGACUGCCAUGGUGGGCAUGAAGCUUCCAGAAGGCCAAAUACCUGAAGGGGAGCUCCAGGAACCCUCGGCAGGAGCCGGAGUCAAAGGGCACCUGCCCAAGGUGCAAAUGCCAGGCAUGAAGAUGCCCAAAGUGGACUUGAAGGCGCCCCAGGUGGACAUCAAGGCAUCCAAGUUGGACAUCAAGGGACCCAAGGUGGACCUGAAGGGCCCCAAAGGGGAGGUGAGCGCCCCUGACGUGGAACUGACCCUACCCAGUGUGCAGAUGGACGUCCAUGCACCCACCGCCAAGUUGGAGGGUGACCUUACCCUGGGAGACAAGGAGGUGACCGCUAGAGACAGCAAGUUCAAAAUGCCCAAGUUCAAGAUGCCGUCCUUCGGUGCCUCAGCGCCAAGCAAGUCCUUGGAGGCCGCGGUGGACGUUUCCGUGCCUAAGAUCCAGGCGGAAGUGUCCCUGCCUUCCAUGGAAGCUGAGGUCAAGACCAGUGAUGUGACCCUUGAGCAGCCAUCUGCUGACCUAGAACUCAAGACUUCCACGGUGGGUCAGAAGCUCCCUGAUGUUCAGGUGCCCGAGGGAGCGUUCCAGGAGCCCUCUACAGGAGCCGGGUUCAAAGGGCACCUGCCCAAAGUGCACAUGCCCAGCAUCAAGAUGCCCAAAGUGGACAUCAAAGCCCUCCAGGUGGACAUCAAGGGGCCCAAGGUGGAUAUCAAGGGCCCCAAAGGGGAGGUGAGCGCCCCUGAUGUGGAUGUGACCCUGCCCAGCACAGAGGUGGACGUCCAGGCACCCACCGCCAAGUUGGAGGGUGACGUUACCCUGGGAGACAAGGAGGUGACCGCUAGAGACAGCAAGUUCAAAAUGCCCAAGUUCAAGAUGCCGUCCUUCGGUGCCUCGGCGCCAAGCAAGUCCUUGGAGGCCGCGGUGGACGUGUCCCUGCCCAAGAUCCAGGCGGAAGUGUCCCUGCCCUCCAUGGAAGCUGAGGUCAAGUCCAGUGAUGUGACCGUUGAGCUGCCAUCUGCCGACCUAGAGGUCAAGACUGCCAUGGUGGGCAUGAAGCUUCCAGAAGGCCAAAUACCUGAAGGGGAGCUCCAGGAACCCUCGGCAGGAGCCGGAGUCAAAGGGCACCUGCCCAAGGUGCAAAUGCCAGGCAUGAAGAUGCCCAAAGUGGACUUUAAGGCACCCCAGGUGGACAUCAAGGCACCCAAGUUGGACAUCAAAGGACCCAAGGUGGACCUGAAAGGCCCCAAAGGGGAGGUGAGCGCCCCUGACGUGGAUGUGACCCUGCCCAGUGUGCAGAUGGACGUCGAUGCACCCACCGCCAAGUUGGAGGGUGACCUUACCAUGGGAGACAAGGAGGUGACCGCUAGAGACAGCAAGUUCAAAAUGCCCAAGUUCAAGAUGCCGUCCUUCGGUGCCUCAGCGCCAAGCAAGUCCUUGGAGGCCGCGGUGGACGUUUCCGUGCCUAAGAUCCAGGCGGAAGUGUCCCUGCCUUCCAUGGAAGCUGAGGUCAAGACCAGUGAUGUGACCCUUGAGCAGCCAUCUGCCGACCUAGAACUCAAGACUGCCAUGGUAGCCGAGGAGGUCCCGGAGAUCGAAAUGCCCGAGGGGGAGCCUCAGGAACCCUCAGCAGGAGCCGGGGUCAAAGGGCACGUGCCCAAGGUGCACAUGCCCAGCGUGAAGAUGCCCAAAGUGGACUUUAAGGCGCCCCAGGUGGACAUCAAGGGCCCCAAGGUGGACGUGAAGACCGCCGAAGGGGAGUUGAGCGCCCCUGACAUGGACGUGACCCUGCCCAGCGUGGAGGUGGACGCCCAGUCACCCAGCACUAAGUCAGAUGUGGAUAUGUCCUCUCGGAGCCUGGAAUUGUUUUCUAAAGGAAGCAAGUUGAAGUUUCCUAAAAUCAACAUUUCUUCUUCUGGUCACCCCAGUAGUAAGUCCUCUCUGGUCUCUCCACCUGUUGAGGGAAUUGCCAAAGAUGUUGACCUCAGUCCUUCUUCUGGCCCCAUGGAUCCCGUCGUACGUGCUCGUGAUGAGGAUGCCGUCACAGUCAAAGGUGACGUAGGUCUCUCAAUUGGGAAAGAUGGAGGUCGAAGCAAAAGCAAAAAAUCCCAUUUUAAACUCCCCAAAGUCUUUUCUCCACCUGGGAAAACCCCUAAAGUGUUCUUAGCUUUUGGAGGAGAUGUUGCCAUGCGUUCGCCUCCGAGCGAGUCUGUGCAUGGCGGGUCCCCGGGGCCGUCCAGUACUUCUGAAACUUCCCUGCCGGAGUCCCGGCCCGGCUGGCUCAGUGGUCCCCGUGGGGAUUCCUCCAGCCUCAUUCCGGGUGAGGACGUCACACUUACAAAGUACCAGGUGACCAUCCCCCAUGACCCCGCCUCCCCCGAGCUGCCCUGUGUAGGCCUGUCUGGGUCCCAGGCGGAGUCUCAGUUGCCCGGCGUGGCCGGUGCCGUGGACUCCCCAUCCAGCGAGAAUAUUCUGCUGUCCCAGCCUGACGGCCACAGUGGCCCAGUGCACACUGUAUUUCCUGAAUCUUAUGGCCGCGUGACUUUUCCUAAAUUUCAUCGACCAAAGUUCCAACUGUCAUCCCCCCAGCCAGCAGCUGGCAUGGCGGAGCCCGGAGCUGCAGAGGGUGUCCCCGCCCUGUCCCCUCCCCUCCCUGAGUGGGGACCGCACUCCUCGGCCAGGGAAGCCACGGGGUUCCCCUUGCCAGGCAGUCAGUUGCUGUCUGCAGGUGUCUCUGUGUCCACGGUGGCAGAGGGACAUGUGGGCACCGCGGGGACAUCAGCAGUGGCUGGAGGGGAAGCCCCAGCCGGAGACGCGGAGCCUGAGGGCAGGGGCGGUCCUGUGAGAGCACCAAGAGCCAAGCUUCCCUCUUUCGGCUGGUCCCCAAAAAAGGGGGCGGAGUCCAAAGCAGCCCCUGGACCCGCCCUGCCACCGGGGGUUUCCCUGCCACCAGCAGCAGCAGGUGAGGAUGUGAGUCUUGGGCAGGAGGGAGAGAAGGGGGUGGUCAGAGCACCCGCCCUCGCCCUACUGAAGGUCUCACCUCCCACAAUGACGGCUUCCACAGGAGGGGCCGGCGGAAGUGGCGGGGGCGGGGGUGCAGGUGCAGCAGCUGGGCCCCCAGAAGGAGCGGACGUGACCCUCCCCCCCGCACAGGCUCACGCUCCCGGUGCCGGCUUCGUCGAAGAUGCGCUCAGACCCACCGAGGCCCCGCCGGAGGCGAGCCUGUCCACCCGUGGCCCGUCCCCUGGAGACAGCAGCAGAGAGCACGGUCUUGGGGACAGCUCGCAAAGCCAGCUUUGUGGGGAGGUGAUGGCCCCCUCAACAGAGGUCCCCCUGCAGCCGUCCCGGACAACCCCAGAUGCCGCCUCCCCCACGGAGGGGAGCCCAGCGCGGGAGGCGCCAGCGGGAGUCACCCCGGCCGGCCCCAGGGAGAGCUGGUUUAGAAUGCCCGCGCUGCGUCUGCCCGGCUUCAGGCGCCCCUCCAAGGAGAGGCCUGGGUCUGCAGGGCUGGGGGCUCAGGGGCCCGCGCCUGCCACCAGUGCGCCAGGGGAGGGACAGGCACCGACCACAGUCCGGAGUCAGGGUGUCCCUGUUCCUGAGUCCGAGGAGGAGACAACUAAGUGUCCGCGGCCCCUGGAGGCCGGUGCCGACGUGGGAGCCACUGGCAUCGAGGCUUCUCACACAGAUGUUCCGCAGAGGAAUCUAGACCUUCAGGCCCCCGCUGCCGGCAUGUCCGCUCCCGAGGUCAGGGUCCGGCCAGGCGCAGGCUCCCUGCCCCUCCGGGUGUGCGGGACACUUGCAGAGCCCCAUGGGCCUCCAGGAGAAGCAGGCCAUCGCCCCCUUGCUGGGACAGCAGCAGCGCAGGGCCCGGCCAGGGGCGCUGAGGAGCCGCCUCCCCAGCCCGAAGGCCCCCUCAGACUGAGGGCCUCCAGUACCGACGUGCCGUCCCAGGUUUCCGUGGUCAACGUGGGUCAAGUCUGGGAGGACUCUGUGCUCACUGUCCAGUUCCCCAAGUUAAAGGUUCCGAGGUUCAGCUUCCCAGCCCCCAGUGUGGAGGCUGACGUUUUCGUGCCCCGUGUCAGAGAGCUGCCGUCCCCACAGAGCCAUCCUGACACUGCCCUGCUCGGGCAAAGCCCCGGCGCCCGGGACGCCGGCGUCCUGAAGGCGCCCGAGGCCGUCUCCUCAGAAGCCGCCCCCAUCUGUAAGGUCAGGGUGCACAUUCAGAGCGCGGAGGCCGAGAGCAGGCAGGUCACCGUACAAAGCACGGUGACAGCCAUGUACACAGAGCUCUCGGAGCCCGAGGCUUUUCCUGCCCGGAUCGUGUGGGAGUCAGAGGUCCCUACGUCAGAGGCCCAAACGCCUUCCUAUGGGUUCUCCUUACUAAAGGGGAGGGUCCCUGAGCCCACCGCUGGGUCGCAGGUACACGCGGCGACUACGGACCCUGGGCCAAGAGGGCGCCUUCCGGAGCCAGCCCCAGGAGCAGGACCUGUUUCUGGAGACCCACAGCCUGACACCGGAGAGCCCUUUGAAAUUCUCUCUCCCGAUGGAGACGUGCCGGGAAUGCCAGCCUGCUCUUCUGACCUGCGCUCUGGCCAUGGGCGUGCAGACAGCUGUUCUGACGAGGAGCCCGCGGAAAUUCUCGAGUUCCCGCCGGAAGAGGGCCGGGAGGCGGCGGCUGCCCUGGCAGAGGAGGACGGGGCCCCCAGAGCAAAAGCAGAAGGUAAAAGGUCCUCCGGCCUGUUCCGGUUUUGGCUCCCCAGCAUCGGGUUUUCCUCCUCUGUCGCCGAGGCCAGCGCUGACCCCCAGGCCGAAGCCCCGAGACCCGCUCCGGUCCAGACGCAGCCCGAGGCGCGGCCGCCGCACCCGCAGGAGAGAGCGGGCUGGUUUCGAUUGCCCAGGUUGGGCUUCUCCUCGUCUCCCACCAAGAAAAGCAAGAGCGCGGAGGCGGAGGCGGGUCCGGCCGAGCAGCACCUCCAGGAAGAGGCAGGCGCCUUCUUUGACGCCCGAGAAAGCUUCUCCCCCGAGGAGCAGGAAGAGGGGGGGUCGGCGGAGGCCGCGGGCUCCGGGGCGAUGGUGGCCUCCGCGGCGAGAACUGAGCUGAUCCUGCUGGAGGGGGACGGAGCCGCCAGCCGGCCCCCGGCGCCCAGGCCCGGCAGCGAAUGAGGGCCGGGCAGGGGAGACCCCUCCCCGGAGGACGGGUGCCCAAACGAAAUCCCGACGCAGAGGCCCCGCCGCGCACGGGGCUCCCGUCCCGCGGCCCACGGGACUGAGGCGCAGGGCGGCGGUGCCCGGACGGACGUGGCCCUCCAGGGCGGGAGCCCUGUGGGGACCCCCGGGGUGGCGGGGCCGCGGAGGGUGUAGUAGUUUCGCUGUCCUGUAGCCCCUGUCUGGUCCCGCCCCGUCUCAGGUGGAGUCUGGCGCCUUCCAGGAAGCCCCCUGCCUGCUUGCCUGUCACGAGCUCACUCCCGGCCUCACCCAGGCGAGCUUGGGGACGACACGCGACACACGCACGCGGGGCAGAGGGAGGUGGCUGCGGGCGGGUGAGCCAGCCGAGGGGGCACCCGUCCGUGCCUGCACGGCCCCGCGCGGUCCCCGAGCCCCUUCGCGCACACGCUGCCACCAGGCCCCCCCCCCCCCCCGCGGAGGUUCCCUGGCUGUCCCCAGAUGGGCAAUAAAGGACAGGAUGCA
Neofelis nebulosa (Clouded leopard) is the source of this 17230-nucleotide messenger RNA. RefSeq names its product AHNAK nucleoprotein 2 (gene AHNAK2). The transcript is spliced from 11 exons. The record is from RefSeq and is a predicted model, not a curated record. Gene Ontology annotation, biological process: regulation of RNA splicing. Lineage: Eukaryota; Metazoa; Chordata; Mammalia; Carnivora; Felidae. Gene Ontology annotation, cellular component: costamere; cytoplasm; nucleus. Bases 53 to 16705 code for a protein of 5550 amino acids. Gene Ontology annotation, molecular function: protein binding.